Messenger RNA from Diachasmimorpha longicaudata, 633 nucleotides. RefSeq lists its product as uncharacterized. The transcript has 3 exons. Gene Ontology annotation, cellular component: cytoplasm. Gene Ontology annotation, biological process: regulation of proteolysis; proteasome-mediated ubiquitin-dependent protein catabolic process. Lineage: Eukaryota; Metazoa; Arthropoda; Insecta; Hymenoptera; Braconidae. The coding region runs from base 1 to 633 and encodes 210 amino acids. Gene Ontology annotation, molecular function: ubiquitin protein ligase binding. The record is from RefSeq and is a predicted model, not a curated record.
AUGUUCGAAGGUCAGGAACUAAUGGAAAAUUCUAGUAGUGUAGUGUUCAUCGAGAACAUGGAACCAGAUACGGUGAAGGCGAUGCUGGAAUUUAUUUACACGGAUGAAGUCACUGAACUGAACCCAUUCGCAAGUCGAUUACUGCAAGCUGCUCGUGAUUACAAAUUGCCGCGUUUGAUAACAAUGUGUGAAAUGGUUCUUUAUAAAUCACUCGAUAUCGAGAACGCCGCUGAGCUGUAUGUGCUUGCGAAUGAAUGCGGUUCCAUCAAAUUGGAGGAAAAUAUUAAGAAAUUUAUCCAUGAAAAUUUCGGUGAUGUGAGUGCAACUGAAGGCUACAAACACCUACCCGUGACGUUAUUAUUAGAGUUGAUAAAACGAUCGAAAGAUGAGAUUUAUCGAAAGGUGAACAUUUUUGCGAUUGUCUCACAUACCGAUCAUCACGACUUCGAGACAAUUUAUCCCGUGACAAUCGAUAAUUUUCGAAAUUCUUCCAUAUUUGGUCUCAAAUUGGGGAAUUGGUCUCAGUUCAAUUGGACGAAGAUCGAGACCAUCGAUAUUUUGAAAGUCUGCCACGCUCAUUCCUCAUUGGGUCAGUGGUCUGAGGCGGUUAAUUUGAAUAGAAAACUCAUUUAA